AUGUCGAUUUUUGGUUACUGUAGACGUAAUGAGGAACCCGUCACUAGAAGCACGGAUAACGACAAUUUCAAACCAUCCAAGGAUGAAGACGCAGGCACGAAUGGAAAUGCUGGUCCUGCUCCAAGGGAGGAAAUACUCCAAGAGAAGGUGGUCACCCGAGAAUCCUUCUCUCCCCAUAUCUUCGAGAUCAAACCCACCAUGGGAGGAAAACAACUCGGCAUGUUCGCCACCGAGAUCAUCUCCAAGAACACCGAGAUCCUGCGCGAAGCGCCUCUCAUUCUCGGGGGACCUACCUGGCCCGGCCGCGAAGCAGCAUACAACAUGCUUCGGUCCUCCAAAAAGGCAGCUGUCGACUCUCUUUCCAAAAUGUGCAUUUGCGGAAAGAAACCCGAACUUUGUCUCGAGACCCCCCUCAUGAAACGCUGGGCCGUCAAUUCCUUCGAGAUGAAUCCUUUUCUUCAAGUUGGCGAUACAACUAAUAACAAUUGUAUCUACGAUAAAGCAUGUCGGAUUAAUCAUGCUUGUGUACCCAACUGUUCUCGUGCGUUCAAUUCUGAGCAUAGUAUAUCGAUCCGCGCAAUGCGGGAUAUCAAGAAAGGAGAUGAAAUCACCAUUAAUUAUGGUGUUUAUGGCACCUGUUCUUUUCGAGCGACGAACAUUUCUGAAAGAUGGAAAUUCACUUGUACAUGCAACGCAUGUGUCAAAAAAGACUUCGUCCCAGAGACCGGAUAUGCUGAGUACGCGCACAAUAAGAGACUUCUCUGUUUCGAGCUUCCUCUAUCAAUUCCACUUGGCGCCAAGACAACCGAAGAAGCAGCAACAUCUAAGGAAAUUAUCGAAUGGGCCGACAUGAUCGAAGAUGAUAUCCUAAAAGCCGAAGCAUAUUGGUAUGCGCAUACCGAUGAACUGGUCAGCAGAGGGAUUUCUCGACUUCGAUUUACUCCGGAGUGGAAGGAUCUGAAUGUGUCACCGACGAGGAAUUUCUUGGUGAAUGGAAAUGAGAAGUUUCUGAGGGGGAACAACAAGUAUGAUCUCUCUGAUAAAGUCAUUGAGUUGUACAUCUGGCGUGCGACCAAGGCUUGCGGGCAGAGGUUGAUCGAUCCCAUCCUAUGUUUAUGA
Molecule: messenger RNA, 1119 nt
Organism: Botrytis sinoallii
Lineage: Eukaryota; Fungi; Ascomycota; Leotiomycetes; Helotiales; Sclerotiniaceae
Exons: 3
Coding region: 1-1119 (372 amino acids)
Molecular function (GO): protein binding
Source: RefSeq, a predicted model, not a curated record